UAGGUCUGGUGUAGCGAGCCCACACAUUGUUUCCCUCCUUCAAUUCAAAGCCCUUCUUCCGUUUCAGUUUCACCUUCAUUUCGUUGCUGCUAAAACCGCUACCUGCAGAGGCUCCACCACACUCAUAGCGUUCGGAUUCACUUUCAAAGAAUUGAAUACUGUUUUUCCGAAAUCUCUCUGUUAGCUUGAAUAAAUAGACAUGUCUGAGACUGAGGUAAAUCCAACUAUCAGCAAGUCAACUGGAUUGCCUCGGAAGCGCUUCUAUAGAGCACGAGCACACAGCAAUCCACUGAGUGACUCUCACUUCCCUGUGCCAAUAUCACCCAGCCAUGUUGACUAUUCCCUCCAUUACCCUCAGUUAUUUCCCUCGUCUGGUCAAGCUGAUAGUUCCAAAAAGAUCCAGUUUGCUGAUGUUGGUUGUGGUUUUGGAGGGCUGCUCAUAAGUCUUUCCACUUUGUUCCCAGAAACAUUGAUGAUUGGAAUGGAACUUAGAGACAAAGUGACUGAGUACGUCAAGGAACGAAUUUUAUCUUUAAGGGUAGCAAAUCCAGGUAAAUACCAAAAUGUUUCUGUGGUGCGAACUAACUCCAUGAAAUAUAUUCCCAAUUACUUUGAGAAAGGACAGCUCUCAAAGAUGUUUUUCUUGUUUCCUGAUCCUCAUUUUAAAGAGAAGAAUCAUCGCCGUAGGGUUAUCAGUCCAUUCUUGCUAGAUGAGUAUGCUUAUGUUCUCGAGGUUGGUGGAAUUAUAUACACGAUUACCGAUGUAGAAGAGCUUGGAGACUGGAUGAAGUCUUGUCUGGAGAAUCACCCUAUGUUCGAAGCCCUGACUGAGAAAGAACUUGAAGCAGAUCCAGUUGUGAAGCUUUUAUGUUCUGCGACUGAAGAAGGCCAAAAGGUUGCUAGAAAUGGGGGACAAACUUUCCAGGCUGUAUUCAGACGCAUUGCACCAUCUGAUCAAACAUCCUAGUCUUCUGCUGCCUUAUCUAGUGUGCAGCAAAUCAAAAGGAAAAAAAAAUGCUUGCUACAUUCUAAGUUUUUGGAUUUAUCCGGCUUCUUUAAUGGUAUAGAGUUGGCUUCACAACGAUCA
Messenger RNA from Cajanus cajan (pigeon pea), 1087 nucleotides. The record is from RefSeq and is a predicted model, not a curated record. NCBI's taxonomy places the organism in Eukaryota, Viridiplantae, Streptophyta, Magnoliopsida, Fabales, Fabaceae.